Molecule: messenger RNA, 939 nt
Organism: Arabis nemorensis
Lineage: Eukaryota; Viridiplantae; Streptophyta; Magnoliopsida; Brassicales; Brassicaceae
Source: the annotation of a GenBank genome assembly
AUGAGGUCGAUCACAGCUUUGUUUUUCCUUUUCUGUUUCCUUGCUCCCUCUGCUUUGGCGCAACUGCGAUCUGGGUUCUAUGGCCGGUCAUGUCCCCGAGCCGAAACUAUUGUUGCUAAUGUUGUCGCCAACCGUUUCCGCCGUGACCGUAGCAUUACUGCAGCAUUGCUUCGUAUGCAGUUUCAUGAUUGUUUUGUCAGGGGUUGUGAUGCUUCCCUCUUGAUCGACCCAAGACCCGGAAGGCCAUCAGAGAAAAGCACCGGACCAAAUGCAAGUGUGAGAGGCUACGAGAUCAUUGAUGAGGCCAAGAGACAGCUCGAGGCUGCAUGUCCUCGAACUGUCUCAUGCGCAGACAUUGUAACUCUAGCCACCAGAGACUCGGUUGCAUUAGCUGGUGGUCCAAGAUACUCAGUACCAACAGGAAGACGUGACGGAUUAAGGUCAAGCCCCAAUGAUGUGAACUUGCCCGGACCAACAAUUCCGGUGGCUGCAUCCAUCAAUUUAUUUGCAGCUCAAGGUAUGAAUACGAAUGACAUGGUUACGCUUAUUGGUGGUGGCCACAGCGUCGGUAUUGCUCAUUGCAGUCUCUUCCAAGAUAGGCUUGCUGACCCAGCAAUGGACCGCUCAUUGAACGCUAGGCUGAGGAACACAUGCCGUGCUCCAAAUGAUCCAUCGGUGUUCUUGGACCAAAGGACGCCAUUUAUCGUGGAUAACGCAAUCUACGGAGAGAUCCGAAGACAGAGAGCAAUCCUAAGAAUUGAUCAAAACUUGGGUCUCGACAGAUCAACCCGUGGAAUCGUGUCGAGUUUUGCAUCAAGCAAUACACUCUUUAGACAGAGAUUUGCCCAAGCAAUGGUGAAAAUGGGUACCAUAAGAGUUCUUACGGGACGUUCUGGAGAGAUCAGGAGAAACUGCAGAGUCUUCAACAACGGACGUUGA